CCAGAGAAGGCAAAGAACGUCAUUAAGAUACGGUGUGUUUCGUGUGGGGUAACUCAGCACUCGGCGACUGAAGUGAUACAAGACGCCAAUAUAUUGGAGACGAAAGCUGUCUAAUGAAACGAUCUUAAAUAUUUGAAACAAAGUCUUGUGAGAAAGUUGAAGUACUUAAGGAAAUGUUGCCAUUAGUUGACGGAAACCGGGACCGCGGUGACGAAGACACAUCUAACCAACUCACAGUCAUACCUCGCAAAAAGGCAAAGAGAUCGUACGAGUCGGCAACUGAAGUCGGUCCUGCUCAGAGCCGGGUGGAGGAGGAGCGGGAGAUGCAACAACGGAAGACAGCCAGCGAUAGAGAACGGACGCGGAUGAAGGAUAUGAACUAUGCAUUUGAAAUGCUACGGGGAAAGUUAGCUCAUAGAAAACAACCAGGAAAGAAAAUGUCGAAAAUACAAGCGUUGAAAUUCGCCAUCGAAUAUAUUAACGAUUUGGAAGAAACUCUAACGAUGACAACACAUGUGCCGAACGGUGGGGCUGCGUACUUUCAGUGGGCUCGUGAGAGGGGAUUCAUUUGGGCCAGAGAAAAGGCGAAAUUGCCAGAGUUUCACAAUAUGGCGUCGGACGAUAUCACCAUAACAACGGAGUAUGACGUCAGCAGUCAUAGUACGGUUGGUUCAGACGAUAUAGAGUGCCAGUCUCCAUCAAUGUAUAGUUAUGAGCCAGAUCAACUCACGAUAACACAACUGUAA
Messenger RNA from Saccoglossus kowalevskii, 746 nucleotides. RefSeq lists its product as uncharacterized. Gene Ontology annotation, molecular function: RNA polymerase II cis-regulatory region sequence-specific DNA binding; protein dimerization activity; DNA-binding transcription factor activity, RNA polymerase II-specific. Lineage: Eukaryota; Metazoa; Hemichordata; Enteropneusta; Harrimaniidae. The record is from RefSeq and is a predicted model, not a curated record. Gene Ontology annotation, biological process: mesoderm formation; regulation of transcription by RNA polymerase II. Gene Ontology annotation, cellular component: nucleus.